UGCUUCCUGAACCGCAGAGUCUGCACAUUACGAGAAAAAUGGCAGAUCCCAUGACACAGUCUUCUCAGAUAUCGUCGUCGCAAGGACUAAACGAUGGACACACUGCAGCGUCCAAAGACUCAAAGUUCUCGGAUUCCUUUUUUUCCUCUUCGCCUGUAUCUCUCAUUCAGUCUCCUCAAGACAAAAGGGUAGUACUGGGCUCUGACAGGCCUUCAGAGGGUGUGGCCACAUCACUUCGCUUUUCUUCCCAGCCAAGUUCCUUUUCAUCUGUGUGUUAUGGAAAUGAAUCCUCAGGACCACCUGGUGGAAAUGUAGAUCGUAGUUUCCAAGAGAAAAGGGAGCUUUUUGAAUCAUCAGUUGGAUCCCAAAGGCAGGACUCGUCCCCCAUAAAGGUCUCACCUGUGUCUGAGCGAAUCAAAGCGUUGGAAGCUCUGGCUUCAAAACAGAAUGAUUCUGAUUGGAAUGAUGGAGGAUUUCCUCAUUUCCGAGAGCGGCACUAUGAAAAGUCCCCUACAGAGAUGCAUGGCAUCUCUUCCCGCUCAUCAUUUAAGAAAAGGGCCACAUCCACUGAACAAGAAUCUCCCGAAUCACCUUUCGAAGUACUUGGUGAUGCCAGACAAGGGAGUGACUUUGAGGAUACUGCAGACUGGAUGAAAGCUCAUUUGCCCCCAGCACCUGACUUUGGCACUGGAGAAUCUGAUUUUGAUGAAACGAAAGAGUCUGCUGUAAUGCAGGAGAGCCCAUCAACAGAGAUAAAGGGCAAAGAUACAGAUGUGCCAGAAGUUCCUGAAUCUUUUGUAGGUGUUCCAGAUGAAUUUAUGGACACUCCUAUUGAAGUGCCUGAACAAAUGGUUGAUGAUAAUAAAGAGGCUAAGCAAGACAGUGUUGAGGAGGAGUCUGAAUUUGAUCUUAGAUUUUUACCCACUGCCUAUAUGUGGGACAAACAAGAGAAGUCUGACAUGGACACACAAUACCCAUCAAACAUCCCUGAAACUCAAGAUUCUGAGAAAGCUGUAUCUUCUGCACCACCUAUUGGGUUUGAAUCAUCUUCUGUUCCUUCUCCACCUCCUGUUGCCCAGAUGGACUCGAGUACAAAGCAGCAGUCUCAGGCUGGUGGCUCUGAACCUGCAGAGAUCCUUGAAGUUGACAGCUCUGGAGAAUCUGAUGAUACAGUGAUUGAGGAUGCAAGUGGUGGCCAGCCACAUGCAGGCCCUGCUGCUCUGGAAUUUGUACCUUGCAUAGAUAAGGUUACCCUUUCAGAUGACAAAGAGAAACCUGGCAUUCUGGUACCCAUCAUUAAUGUCAUUGAGACUGAGGAACAGAAUAUCAGUGAUGAUGAAAUGGUUCAGGAGGAGGAAGAGGAUGAUGAGAGAUAUCAGAUAAUUCAAGAGCCUACUACACAGGCUUCAAAAUCAUCUGAUGAACAUUCUGAGGUUUCAAAAUCUGAAGAGGUUCCCCUGAACGAAGAUGAUAUUUCCUCACCAACAAAGGUUAUGGAAUCUGAUGUAGAUUUUUCUCCAAAGCACAAGAUCAAGGAUGAUGUUAGUGAAGACCUUUUAAACCAGACUUGUGUUGAUUCAAAGGGAUCCACUUUGGAGGAUUCUCGUGAGCCUGUAUUGCAGAAUGUAUAUGAACCUCAAAAAGAGUCUUACGUUAACAUUGUUAAACCAGACAAAACUGCAGAAAUAACACAAGACCUGCAACAUAAUUAUGAGGAUCUCUCAAAUGAGAUUGAAUCCAGUGAUAUAGAUACAUACUUGGAUCAUUACUCUAGUCAAGAAUUAGCUUUGAAAGAUCAGCUAAAUUCAGGUGUUUUGAGUGAGAAUGAUGGGGAAUUGUAUGACCUACAAAAAUCCAACACUCUCGAACGUAGUCAGAAUGACACGAUGUUUGCUCAGCAGUCAAUUGAAGAAACUAUUGUUGAUGAAAUUGAUGAGCAGCUUAAUGAAAGCAAACAAAAUAUUGAUCCAGUUCCUGAGCCUUUGCUGGCUGGCAUCGCAGAUGUUCAUAAUGAGUCUGUGCUCCCUCAAAAUGAAGUGCCAAGUCCUGAACUAGAGGAUCAAUGUGUAGAUCUAGAGGACCGGACGAGAGUUACUGCACCAGGAAGUUCUUCACUGGUGGAGGAGAAGGAUUACAUCAGUCAGACCAUCGUGAGUCCACCCUCUAUUCAGGAGAACACUCCUGCUCCAUUCCCCUCUUUCCAUGAUGAUCCAUCAGGCAAAAUCAGUGAGGUGAUUUCUGAUUUUGUGUCCAGUGAUCUGAAUGAGGGAUUAGUGAUCUCUAGCUCUGAACCUGAUGAUGUUCCAGACAUAGAGAUGUCACCGGAAAGGACAAGUGAACCUGAGAGCGUUGAGCCAGAAUGCUCUGUGAUGACCGCAUCAGACAGCUUUGUGGAGUUUAUGAGGGAGUGCUUGAAGUCACAGCAGGAUGAGCAGCCCGAGAGCCUUGGUCUAGGAUAUGUCACCAAGGAUCCUACGUCUGUUGUCCCUUCUCCACCUGCUAUGAUUAUGGAUUUGGAGCAAGAGCGUCUUACUAUCUGUGCUCUCAAAGAGCUUGGGAGCAGCCAAGAGCAAGAGGAUGAAAUAAAUGUUUCCAACAAAACAACCUCCGUCUCUUCAAAGGAGGGUUCACAGCCUCCAUCUAAAUCAGAGUCUUCCGUCACCUCAGUUUCCACACCUCAGCAUCUUCCAAAUGAGUAUCAGCCUGAAACGUCAUUAGCCAAAGAGGUAGAGGCAAUCGACAUUUGGGUGGCAGAAGCCUACCACCUCGCAGAGCAUGUUUUGGCAGCAAUACUAACCCACCUGUCAGUAUACGAGCUGGUGCACUGGCGCGACCCGAAGAAGACGGGUGUGGUUUUUGGCACCUCCCUGCUUCUGCUACUGUCUCUGGCAGCUUUCAGCGUGAUCAGCGUCAUCUCCUACCUGCUUCUGGCCCUGCUCUGCGUCACCAUCACCUUCCGCAUCUACAAAUCUGUCAUCCAGGCCGUGCAGAAAUCCAGUGACGGGCACCCCUUCAAGGCUCUGAUGGAGAAGGAUGUCAGCGUGCCUCCUGAGACGUUCCGCAAGCACGUGGAUGUGUGCCUGACCUACAUCAAUCGCGCACUCAAGCAGAUGAGCCGUCUCUUCUUGGUUGAGGACUUGGUGGAUUCCCUCAAGCUGGCAGUGGUCAUGUGGUUGCUGACAUACGUGGGUGCUGUGUUUAAUGGCAUCACCCUCCUCAUCCUUGCGGACAUCCUUCUCUUCAGUGUACCGCCUUUGUAUGAGAAGAACAAGACCCAGAUAGAUCACUACAUUGAGAUUGCACGCACUCAAUUUAAUACUACGAUUGCCAAGCUACAAGAGAAGCUCCCUGGAGCAGUGAAGCGCAGUAAAGCGGAAUGAUCCCUCUCUGAUCCCUUCAUGACCACCUCUGGAAUCCCUCUAUUUCUAGCCUCCACCCCUCCCUGCAUCUUCUGUUUUCAUCCCUUCUUCCCCUUAUCCUUCAGUUUAAUCUCCAAAUGCAUCUCACCAACUAUCUGCACUGAACCAGCUAGUCUCUAAAAUCUCUGAAGCUUCUCAAUAUUCGAUGUUAACUCUGCAGCUUAACUACGAGCAUUAGGGAAGAUGCAUGGGGCUCCAGAGGCUGGUGACUCAACACAGGAAGUGAUGUAAUACUGCAACUGGAUGCCCAUAUAUGGAGCCCAUCUUUGGGCAGGGUGUGUGAACUAGACUGAAUCUUUGGCCUGGUUUCAGUGUGUCCAAAGGGGCUAUGCUAUUAAUAAAACAAAUAUCUAUACUUAUUAAUAUAUUUCAUAGGAUGUAAAUUGGAAGAGAAAAAAGACGUUUUUAAGUUUAGGCCACCAGGCCUGCUCUGCUCUUGAUUCUGGUAUUUCAUAGCCUUUUUCCCUUCUCACCCCCUCCCUGUUUUUUUUUUUUUUUUUUUUUUUUUUUUUUUUUUUUUUUUUUUUUUUUCCCCCCCACCAUAGGACACUUGCUCAUGUAUUAUGAAACUGCAAUGCACUGAUUGUUACUGGUCUCACACGUACACAGAUUGAUUGAUUUAUUAUGGUGGGUACACUGCACCAGCCAUGGUGAUUUGGUCUAGUUUGCUGUCCUGUCUAUUUUCUUUUUUUUUUUUUUUUGGCAUUUAAAUUUUUAAUUGUGUAUGUAUAUAUUAGUAAGAUUACAACAGGCUCUUUGCUGUGAAGAAGUAGUCAGCCUUGCUUUUUAUAUUUAAAAAAAACAAAAAACAAACAUGCCUCUUAUUUGUCUCUCGCGUUUGUCUGAGACUCCUGAGUUCACAUGUAAACGUGCGUUAUUCUGAUUAUUACUGUUCAGAUUAUUAUUAUUAUUAGGUCACAUGUAGGUGAUAGCUGCUCUUGACACACCAGUCUGGCAUUGGCAUCUUAAGUAAUUAGUAAUAUUCUUAAGCUUGAGUUAUCUGUAUAGAACCUUCAAAGCAUCUGAAUGGUAGAAAAGUUGAGGAUGACCAUGUCGCUCUUAUGAAGAGACGGAGCAAGAUGUAUGGUCAGUGUUGAGGCUGGUGGAGAAAACAUUCUCUCAUUUUGCUGAUCUUGGAUCAGCUGCAAGAUUUUAAGCGACCUACUUCAUGCAUACAUACACCUGAAAAGGCAAAACUGGUCCUAGAUCAGCAUUAGGAGAAACAUGACCAACGCUAUGGGUGAUAUCUUGUGAUAAGUGUUCUAAAUUGGUAUAUUGUAAAGGUUUUUGGUUCCUAAUUUAAAGAUGCAAGCACACCAUUGCAAAAGCUUGAGUGGGCUUUACUAAUUGUUUUCAUCUGCAUUUUGUUUCAUGAUAAAAUGUGCAGACUAUACAGUUAUGUCUAUUUGCAUACACUGAAAGGGACUUAAAUGUGAGGAAUAAAAAUGGAUGCACGUAGCUUGUGCCUGGUCUGUAUUUGGCACUGGAUUCUACCUGUCCUUGCUCUAAUAAGUAUCUGGAAGCGUUAGCGUGUAUAGGCUUCAGUAUCAAAUGUCUACUUGUAUUUAUUGAUAUACAAAUGGGUAAACUCAGUACCAGAUUAUAACAAUAACUACUGCUAAUGCUACUACACAGAUGUCUAUCAACUGCUGAAUGUUUCAUUGUAAUGUCUAUAGAGCAUUCCAGCUGACGCAUGCAGUCUUGUGUGUUCACACUGGAACUCAUUUUAACACAGUCCAAAUUUGCCUCACAUGGAGCGUUUCAUGAAGGGUCAGGUCCACAGGUGAACAUGGACUUGAAGGCCAAAACCGAAAUGACAGGGAUUUUUGUGUUGCUCCGCCCCUUGAAGCUCAACUGUAGUCUUGAAUCCUGUGUGUUCAGGAUUCAAUUUAGUUUUUUUUACAUGCGUUUUCUUCUAUGCAUGCACGCAACAGCGCACUCAGACACGCUCACCAAUGUUUGAAAGUAUCCUUUGUUUGUACCACCUGUGUCCUUGUGUUGCUGAACUAACAUGCGUUAUGUUGACUUGUGGGUCAUUGGUGUGGUGGUGCUUGAAGAAAUAGGAUAAGCUCCAGUAGCUAGUUUGAACAUUUAUUCUAUCUUUCCAACACUAAGUUAAAGAAAUAUUACCUGUUUGUUUUUUUUGUUUUGUUUUGUUUUUUUUUAGAUGCAAACCUUUUUCUUCUUUCGUGCUUCGAUUAAACACCUGCAGGUUUUUUAACUUCUGUAGUUUAACAGCAUGUUGGCUGUCUCCUUUUUUCGCUCAUGGGGAGAACGUUGCAGAAGUCAUGUUUAUCUUUUGGUUUUUGCUUUGGACUCUUGAUAACUAGAUGUGAUAACUAAUAUCUAUGUUCAGUUUGUUAGCCAUGAAUUAAGUUAAUCUGGGAGCUUUGGGGGGAGAAAAAAAGUGGAGGGAGAGGGGGAAAAAAAAAUUGUGGUCCCUGUAAUGAUGUCAAAGUGAAAUUAAUAAAAAUGUUAAAAA
This is a messenger RNA of Pygocentrus nattereri (red-bellied piranha), 5901 nucleotides long. RefSeq names its product reticulon 3 (gene rtn3). The coding region runs from base 39 to 3380 and encodes 1113 amino acids. The record is from RefSeq and is a predicted model, not a curated record. The transcript is spliced from 9 exons. Gene Ontology annotation, cellular component: neuron projection; postsynaptic density. NCBI's taxonomy places the organism in Eukaryota, Metazoa, Chordata, Actinopteri, Characiformes, Serrasalmidae. Gene Ontology annotation, biological process: brain development; endoplasmic reticulum tubular network formation; neuron differentiation.